Messenger RNA from Drosophila obscura, 2258 nucleotides. RefSeq lists its product as uncharacterized. Gene Ontology annotation, molecular function: monocarboxylic acid transmembrane transporter activity. The transcript has 5 exons. The record is from RefSeq and is a predicted model, not a curated record. Bases 298 to 2112 code for a protein of 604 amino acids. NCBI's taxonomy places the organism in Eukaryota, Metazoa, Arthropoda, Insecta, Diptera, Drosophilidae. Gene Ontology annotation, biological process: transmembrane transport; monocarboxylic acid transport.
UUCGGUUCGGUUCGGUUCAGUUCUCAGUUCAGUUCUCAGUUUUAGUUUAUUUCAACUCAGCUGACGACGGGGUUCGGCGUCGCGAUUAGACGAAUAUUCCGCCAAAUGGGAAUUGGUUUUGAAUCCGGGCAUUCCAUACCCAUUACUACCGUGGAGAUCUAUAAAUGAUACAAUACAGAACUCGAGCAGCAAGUGAACCAAGGAGUGGCGCUCUCCCACCCCGCCCCCCACCAAGCCCCAACACCAAUACGAUUCCCAUUCCCAGUCUGGGCAACCUUGAACUUGCUUGUUGCAGUCAUGGACACCGCCGAGAAGAAGGUCUACCAGGACACCACACGACCCCUGCCCAGGGCUCGGUACUACAACAGGAACGACAAAAGCGAUUUGGGCGAUGAUUUUGUGGCACCCGAUGGCGGCUGGGCGUGGCUGGUGUGCGUUGCCGCUGGCGUUUCCAAUCUGUCCAUCUAUCCGUGUCUGCAGCAGUUUGGCUUUCUGUUCAGGGAGCGACUGGGGGAUCUGGGCAUGUCCAGCUCACAGAUAACGGCCAUUAUCAAUACGAAUCCGGCGGUGUCCGCCUGCACGGGUCUGCUCAACGGUCCGAUGUUUCGCCGCUUCACCUUCCGCCAGGUGGCCAUGGCCGGCUCCCUGCUCAUCUCCGGCGGCAUUGUGCUGACGGCCUUCUGUGAGACAUUCGUCGGCUAUAUGGUGGCCUAUGCCCUGCUCUUUGGCUUUGGCAUGGGCAUCAGUGUUUCGGCUUCGUCGCUGGCCAUCAACACGUACUUCCAGCAGAAGCGACGCAAGGCCGCUGGCUUCUCGUGGACCAUCACGGGUCUGGGGCCCAUCUUUCUGCCCUAUCUGGUCACCUUCCUGCUGACCGUCUAUGGGGUGCUGGGCACCGUGCUGCUCUUUGCCGCCAUUUCGCUGCAUUCGUUUGUCAGUGCGAUGAUCUAUCAGCCGGUGCGCUACCAUGUGAGGAGGGGCAGCGCCACGCAGCCGGACCCCGAGCCGGAGCAGCUGGUGGAGCAGCAGCUGCAGCUGCCGACGGAGGCGCUGUGUGCCCACUGUGCCUGGCAGCAGAAGCGCGAGCCGGGUGGCAUCUUCUCCAGCCAGUAUCUGUGGCAGGACGACGAUGCCCAGCGGCCGGGCUACGAGAUCUGUGAGCCGGGCACGCCCAUGCUGUCGCGGGCCAAUGACGGCUGGUUUGGGUCGCGACCCUCACUGACCUCGGGACGGCUGCGCUUUCGCACGGUGUCCAGCUCCAAGGAUCUGGAGCAGACGCAGCGGCUGCACUGUCCCAUCAGCGAGGAGCAGCAGCAGGAGAGCGAGGAGUUCCUCAGGCCCAAUAACUUUCGGCGGGAGCGCGUCGAGUCCAAUCUGGAGGCGAAGCUGUGCUGCCGAUGCGCCGAGCAUCGGGCCAUUGCCCGGGAGGACAACAACAACGGCAGGGAUGCGGCAGCGGUGGAGCAGCCCGCCGGGGAUAUCAGCUUCCUGCAGAAGGUCGUGACCUUCUUCGAUCUGGACCUGCUGCGCGAUUUCACGUUCGUGAAUCUGGUCGCUGGGCUGACGAUCAUCAACUUUGGGGAGCUGAACUUCUCCAUCCUGACGCCGUUCAUCCUGCUGGACUUUGGCUUCGAGACGCCACAGAUCACGCUGGCCAUGUCGCUGCUGGCCGGCCUGGACAUCACCAUGCGCUUCCUGGUGCCCUUCAUCACCGAGAAGAUACCGUGGGACAAUCGGGUGUUCUUCCUCAUCGGCGUCGUUGGCAUCGCCCUCGGCCGCACGGUGGUCGCCUGCACGCGCUCCUACACACUGAUCCUCUGCAGCUUCGUGUGGAUCGGGCUGUGCAAGGGCGUGCGCACCAUUUUCUGGCCCCUCAUCAUACCCGGCUACGUGCCGCUGAAUCGCCUGCCCGGCGCCUCGGGCCUCCAGCUGCUCAUCUCGGGCCUCUUUACACUCAUCUGCGGACCCUUUGUCGGUCUUGUGCGGGAUCGCUUCGACUAUUCGGUGACCCUGCAUUGUCUCAAUAUGAUGACCUUUGUGGCUGCCGCCUCCUGGACCCUGGAGGCGCUCAUUCGCCGCCAUCGGCGUAAGCAGCGACUGGAUGAUAGCUGAUCGAGCAUCGAUCAUCGCUCAUCGCUCACGCUAAUCGCUAAUCGAUCGGUGCCUAAGUUAGUUACCUUCUCUUUUUUUUGCUAUCUCUAAGUUAAUGCUUUGUAAUAGAUUAUUAAGCAUCAAGUACAAGCCAUGGUCUAUCUAUA